GAUCGCGUCUCGCGGACGUCUCCGUCUUCGGCUCGAACGUAACGAUCGGAGCAUCGUAAAGGAAGCAAGCGGUCCGGAAACGAUGGGAAAGCCAUUGCACCUGAUUGUAAUAUUGCAGCUAUCGUCCGCGUUCGCUUAUAGGUACGAUCCCCCGUGGUAUCGCGCGGAUACGCAGCGUCCGGUCGACGUGAUCACCGACGUCGUCAACGAGCUCGGAGUGAGGAUCCUUCAGCAAUACUCGACGCGCGGAAACGUCGCGUUCUCGCCCACGGGGGUCGCCUUUGUGCUGGCGGCGCUCUACGAAGGAUCCGCGGGUAGAGGAAGUCAACAGAUCGCCCAGGCCUUAGGCCUACCAGCCAACCGGGAUGUUACCAGGAUCGGUUUCAGGGAUAUUCACCGACGAUUGCGAAGCUACCUUAACGCCGAUGGCUUUCUGGGCGGGCUGACGCUAAGCAGAGAGAACACCAGACUCCGUCCUGAGUAUGAAGACAUUCUGAGGUUUUACGGCUUCGAUCUCUCGAGUAUUGAGCAAGAAGCGAAUGUUACCGUUAGCAUGGAAGAACUUCCGACGUCCACGACUGGCUCGACCACGCUCCCGGCUGAGAUGGUAAACACCGGGAAUGUGUCGGACAUGACGACGACAACAUCAACGGGUGCUAUCACGACGCUUCCUCCGGCUGGCGCGGAAACAACAGUCGUUCCAUCGACCGCAGCGGGCGUUACUCAGCAAACUGUCACGACGACGGCACCAACGGGUGCGACCGACGUACCAACGACAUUGAUUCCGGUCACCACCGCCGGCACAGUUGUCCAAAACACGUCGUCGACGACGCAAUCGGCAAAUUCCUUAACGACGACUACUACAUCCGGCGAAAGUGUUCAGCCGACUCCAACUCCGUCCGCCGGCGCGGAAACUGUCGCGGGUUCGCCGAAUACGACAAUUACGCCGAUGAUAAACACGGACAGUCAAACGAUUCCAACUACAACUGUGGUCGCGGGCGAUCAGGGUCCGCAAACUUCCUCGACAGUCGCCGCCGGCGGUGCCACCGGAAUGAGCGCCAACGUUCCUAAUGACGGCGUUCAAGCGUCGACGGGCGCGGAUAUGGCAACGGCAGCCGCGACCGACGCUGGCGUGACGGUAUCGAUGAGUACCGAGAUACCUGCAACGACGACGAUGAAUAUGUCGAGUUCGGACGCGCCGAUGGCGGCCGCGAUCGUCGCGGACGCGAGUACCGACUCGUUGGCGGCUGCGAGCACGCUCGUCGUCCGCAUGACGCCCGCUAACACGACUAUUCCCAACGCGACCUUCGGUACCGUUACCAUGAAUUCGUUAACUACUGUGGUACCAGCGAUCUCGAAUAGCGCGAACGUGACCAUCCCGAGUCCCGUUACCGAAACGAUGACGGUGAACGGCGUUAUUUCGCAAUCGAGUACCGUCGGGUCGUCGGCAGACGCUCCGGCCGAGAAUACUCCAGGAAUGACCGCUGCGAAUGACCUCCCCACGAUGACGAUGACCAAUACUGACGGCGCUGUCGCGGUCAAUUCUGCGACGACCGGGGUACCGCCUGUCCCAGCAACGAACGUGACGUCGGGCAAUCCUGCUGGAAUGAACGCCACGGUCACGAAUUCUACGAUGAAUUCCACGGCUAACCAGACGAUCGCGUCUCUCGUGGACGAAAAUAUGAUUUCGAUGGCUCGAAAGAAGAAGGACUUGAUGGAUAUAAUUAACAGCAAUACCGUUAAAGAUGAGUCAACGGACGGAUCGUCGAAUCUUCGCAAACGCAAGGCGAGAAGCCCGCGUGGAUACUUCUCUAGCUACCCAGAUGAAGGUAUCUGGAUGCAAAAUUUAGAAAUUUGGAAAUCACAUAACAUAGCAAACCCGGGUGAGUCCUCCAUCGGAGAUUCAUCGGCGGAGAUGUCGUUUUUGGUGAACGGUUGCGAUCUUUCCUCAGUUUCGGCCUCGAGAUACAUCGCCGUAUUGCCCUUCGCGUACUUUCCAUCGUUGCAGGCUGUCGCGCUCGAGUUUCCUUUAGACGAUCCUCGAUACAACAUUAUACUUUUCAUGCCCACGGAUAAAACGGACACGCAUCGUCUGGCGAGGGAUCUCAGCGGAAAGCCAUUGAGAUUGUUGAGGAAGUGCUUACAGCCUACUUGGGUCAGGGCCACUAUACCUUCGUUCAUGCUGCGUGGUUUCGUCACGCUGACGCCAUUUUUACAAAGGCUGGGAAUUCUGGAUGUGUUCGAGCCGCGAGUGGCCGAUUUAUCGCCCAUGACGUCCGAUCUCGGCGUGUACGCCAGGGACGUGCAGCAGAGUAUAGGGGUCAAUAUAAGGAAUUAUAUGAAGCCCGACCGGACCCAUUCUCGUGAGUCGUCUAAUGUCGUUUCACCUCGGAGGGACUAUUAUCGAUAUCUACCGCCAGGCAAUGGUCUGUUCGAGAGAGCCGGACCUGAACCCUUUACAGCUUUGCACCCCUUCCUUUAUUUCAUCGUCGACACCGAGACUUCAGCGAGUCUAAUCGCCGGUCGAGUGGACGAUCCGCUUAAUUCGAGAAUAUUGUAGGGACAUGAUCUACGAGAUCGCUAUGGUUUAAAUAAACACUCGUUUAUUUGACGAUACUUAUAAAUAAUUCUAUAAUGUGGACUUCUUUUAUUAGCUCGCACACAAUUAUUAUCAAGUACACACAGUUAAUAUUGUGCUCUGUACAAAUUCCUAUUUGUAAAUAAAGAAAUAUAAAAUAUAAAAA
Wasmannia auropunctata (little fire ant) is the source of this 2744-nucleotide messenger RNA. RefSeq names its product flocculation protein FLO11. The transcript has 7 exons. Bases 83 to 2560 code for a protein of 825 amino acids. The record is from RefSeq and is a predicted model, not a curated record. Lineage: Eukaryota; Metazoa; Arthropoda; Insecta; Hymenoptera; Formicidae. Gene Ontology annotation, molecular function: serine-type endopeptidase inhibitor activity.